This is a messenger RNA of Vitrella brassicaformis, 2041 nucleotides long. The record is from the annotation of a GenBank genome assembly. Lineage: Eukaryota; Vitrellaceae.
CACCUGCAGUGCACAUUUCAUCUGAAUGGUCGGCCGACCCGAUCACUCACACGCACAUCAGUCUAUUACCAUGGCCGGCUAUCGCGCCAAAGGCAAAGCAGGAUCUCCUCCAAACACACGGACAGUAGAAAUGGACGACUGUGUGUAAGAAACCAGGGAGGGUGUCACGGGACCAUUUUGGUCCAGUCUGACAGAGAAAUUAAACCGCACGGACCGACUCAUUCACUAUGCAUCACUCACUAGUAGGCGUAAACGAUCGACACAUGCAGUGAACACCAGUCGAGCUCCCCUUCUGUGUGUAUCUAUGUGUGUGUGUGUAUGCCCGCCAUGUCUCUCUGGCCCAAAAACCAACACAGAGUUUUCAGAUUCUGAAAGCUCUCUGUCUCGGUUCCGGAGACUCACCCGGCAUUAGCACCCACUCACUACUGUGUCACUCACCCACCCGAUGACUCGGCAUCACUCACUAGGCAACAACAGCCGAGCUCCUCCACUCUCUUUGUAUGGGACACGGAGCGCGCGCGCUCUCUCUCUAUGUCCUACCGAAUCGACAGACAGUUCUCAUCUGAAAAGUGCCUGUCGACUCGAAAACUAUGUGUUGUCUCACUCAAAUAAACCGCUCUGUGCACUGACCGUCUCACUGCCCACUCACCCACAGCCAUCCAUCAAGCAUAAAUGCCCCUCAACCGCCACUAAGAUCAGUCAGUUGGUUUGAAAUUCAGCCAGAAGAGAGCGUUCACGGCACCAUCGUCCUUGCCAUCGUCACCCAGCACCAUCGCCGUCGCUACGAGGUCUUCGCCGGGAGACAACACACCGGAUACGGUCGUCUCGACAGACAGGACGGAAGAGGGCGGCAGCGCCGCCCCAUAGAGCGUCCGUUGACUCUGCUCGACCACCACCUUCACCGGCACCGGCAGAAUGUUCUUGACUUCGAAGGAAAACUCGCCUGUCUCACGAUCCUGCUUGAACAUCUGGAAGACAGUGCUGGCUUCGUUGGUUGGAGGGUCGCUCGGAAUGGGAGCGUUGUUGGUGAAGGUCUGCUCCAGCAGCCGCUCCCCAUCCUGUGUGCGCGCAGACACAACACACACAAGAGGCGAAUGUGGGGCGAAUGCGCGUAUGGCCCAUGUUGCCUGCACAUUGCAAUACCUGUGUCUCAAUGACGAGGGUCACCGAGGCGAACGCGGGCACAGGCACGGUGAACCCGGGCGAGUCUUCUGGCGCGAUGCUCGUUUCGCUCUCGAUGCUCGCGUCAGCGCCCAAGAACACCUGAUAAUCCACAGGCCGCCCCGCCUCGUCCACAAACCGCACCACAACCUCCUCGCCCUCGCUGUCGGCAAACCCGUUCCCAAUCUCUAUCGUCAAUGCAGCCUCACUGACCCCGUCGCUGUUAUCGGGAUCUGGCUCUUCUGGCGAGGUGGGGCAGAGAAAGGCGAAGUCCACCGGCGGACCGCGAAGAAAUGGCGAGUCGCAUGAUAAGAAGAAACCGCCCACUCUGUUGGGCGGGUCAGCGUCGCGGGGAAUGUUGGAGAGGCUGAUGAUGUUGGAGGGCUCGCCUGCCGAGCGGCCAAUGAGACAGCCCAGGACGCACAGGGCGACAACGAAGGCUGGAGAGCGCCUCAUUCGCGUGUCUUUCUUUCCCUGACCAGCCGGGACAUCCACACAGAAAAGUCUUCACAGGGAACCCUCUCAAGAAUCGAUCGUACACGAUUUGUCAGGUCCAGUGAAAGGGUACCCUCUGAAAGUCGGCGCCUCGAGCUGCCGUCGUCGUCGGGGUCGCGGGGGAUCCUUUUCUGGCUCUGAACGGGCUCGUUCGUGGCUUCUGUCGCCUCUGCAAGCAUCACAGGUAUUCACGCAAGCAGUUGCAUACCCGAACAACCCAUGUGGUCGUGUGGCGGAUGACCUCCUGAGUGUGAAGGAAGGGAGACCCACAAGCCGCCACAAGCUGGCAUCCAGGUAAGGUUGCCAUCCACUGCACGCCCAAACGUGCCAACCUUACCGAAGGGAUCGAAAAGGCGUUGUCAGGCGUCGUCGCGCUCCCAACGAG